UGGGGGGGGGGGCAGCAAAAGAUGCUCUGACAUCUAGCGGCUGAACAAGGAAGGAAUGAACCCAGCGAUGGCCUCAGAGGACACUCUAGUGUGAAUUCACUGGGAAAAGUUGGCAUGGAAAAAAAGAGCGGGAGGGAGGUGGAGGUCAGAAAACAAGUAUGAGUUUGUCCAAUUUGCACGCCUCCAUCCACAACACCCCUCCUCCUCAUCCCUCCGUCCUGUUUACCUAGCUACUUGAAAGCUUUCAAAGGACUCCUGUGUUAGGUGGUAAGCAAGGGGGAUGAGGUGGGGAGCGAGCACAAAUAAGUACAAAUAGCAAGCACCAUCACAACAUCUCUCCUACCAAAGUUGAAGAUCAGAAGUGGGCACAGACAUGCUUUGCAAAAUCUUUCUCUUCCUCUCACUUUGGUUUUUGUUGCCAAACUCGGAUGCAGGAAGACAGAUGCCGAAACUUUCAGCUCGAAAACGCUGCGCUGACUCGGAAUGUAGCUAUGCUAUCCUGAUAGCGCGUGCCAUUCAGGACUAUAACCCCGCAGACUGCAGGUUCAUCUCCAUCAGACAGGGGCAGCUUGUUUACGUCUACGCUAUGCUACAGGACACUGGCAACCUCUUCUGGGCAGGCAGUGUUCAGGAUUCCUAUUAUGGAGGACAGGAGGCUCGAAUUGGUCACUUUCCCAGCACUGUGGUGGAGGAGGUUCAAGCUCUUGAGCCAGCCAACACAGAAGUCAAGACGACUAAAUGGGACUUUUACUGUAACUGAAAUGGAAUCCAUCAGAGGUGAUACGUUUGUUUAUAUGACAAGAUUAUACAGCAGCCAUCAUCAUUCGGUACACCUGCAGAAUCGGGGUAAUUCGCAUUGUUGUGGAAACACUGCCUCAUAUUAAAUGUAGGAUAUAUAUUGAAAAUAAAUUUUGAAUAUACGCUAAUGCAUUGCAACUGGUAAAAUAGCAAAAUAGAGUCAAAUACGGGCUCAGUAUUUGGCAAACAGUAGACAAUGAUUGCCUUUCUUAUGUAGCACUUUAUGGCAUGUUAUGCAACAUCUAAAAAGAAAAUUCUCAUUACAUAUUGUGGGUUAGGUUUUGAUGUCCACACUAAUAAUAAUAAUAAACAUCACUUUGUCAAAUCUA
This is a messenger RNA of Syngnathus typhle (broad-nosed pipefish), 1127 nucleotides long. RefSeq names its product MIA SH3 domain containing (gene mia). The transcript is spliced from 4 exons. The record is from RefSeq and is a predicted model, not a curated record. Lineage: Eukaryota; Metazoa; Chordata; Actinopteri; Syngnathiformes; Syngnathidae. Gene Ontology annotation, biological process: extracellular matrix organization. Gene Ontology annotation, molecular function: protein binding. Bases 374 to 760 code for a protein of 128 amino acids.